Messenger RNA from Paramecium pentaurelia, 1430 nucleotides. The record is from the annotation of a GenBank genome assembly. NCBI's taxonomy places the organism in Eukaryota, Ciliophora, Oligohymenophorea, Peniculida, Parameciidae.
AUGAUAAAACCAAAAAAGAAAUAAUAAUAAAACAAGAUGGAGUAACUAAUACAAAAUAAGAGAUUAGAACAUCUAGAAUUAUUGAAUUAAUUGGAAAAACUAGAAAUAUAAUAAUCAACAAAAGAAAUGCAAAUUAUUUAAACGAUUACACAAUAAUAAAAAAAAGAACAUGAUAUUGAGAUAAUAGCAGCACCAUAAUUAGUUUCACCAAAAUGGCUAAUGAAUUUAAAGCCUACUAUGACAUAUGAAUGUGAUGUAGUAACUUAAGAAGAGAGUGAAUUAGAUUAAAUUGUUAAGCAUCAAUUAAAAGAAAAGAUUUAAAAGUAGAAAGUAAGAUAUAUAUUAUUAAUAAUAUAGGAAAUGUAAUAACAAGCUUAUUUAGAAUUAAUAAAUGAAUUAGACUUAUAAUCAAAACAUCAUGCAUAUGAUGAGAAAGUAAAAGAGGAUUUCAAAUGCACAUAUUAAUUUAUGAGUUAAAGAAAAUAAGUAAGUAUUGACAUAAAGUAUUAUGAUUUCUUAAAAUUAAAUCCUCAGAAUUAUGUUAAUGAUACUAUAAUAAACUUUUUCUUAAGAUUUAUUGAGAAUGAUAUCUUCAAAAAUAAAUCUCUAUUUAUUUACAACACUUAUUUUUGUACUAGACUGUUAUCAUUUCAUGCAGAAUACAAAUAAAUUUAUACACAAUAUUUAUAGAACAAUUAAAUGUUAUAAAGAUGGACUAAAGAUAACAUCUUUAUGAAAUAAUAUAUAUUAUUUCCUCUACAUUUACGUGAACAUUGGGCUGUGAUAUUUGUAGUUAAUCCAUUACAAGUUUGCGAAUAAUUGUGUAAUAAUAACUAUUAAUUGAGUACUGAUGUGAAUAAGAAUGGGUAUUUAAUCUAUUUUGAUUCACUUCUUAUAUAGGAUUAAAGGAUUGGAAUUCAAAUUAAAUUUUAUUUAAUGCAUGUAUAUAAUCUUGAACACAAAAGAUAUAGUGAUGAUUAGAUCUAUGAGAUUGUAAUGAGAUCAACUGUCCCUGUUCAUUAGCCUAUAGUACCAAGAUAGACAAAUCUAGUAGACUGUGGAUUGUAUAUGUUGGAAUAUGUAGAGAGGUUUUUAAUGAAUCCCUAUUAAAUUCUUAAUAAUUUGGAAUAGGAUCACUUGAAAUGGUUUCCAAAAGUGAUGAUUUUUAUUAAACGCAUAUUAAUUAAAAAAAUAUUAAAUGCCUUAAGUUCUGGAUAAAAAGAUUAUGCAAUUAGAUACCAAGAAAAUUGCAGAAUGAUUGAUCAAUAAUUCAGUAUUUAUUUAUACAUUAUUAUAUAUUAGCUGACUCAAAUCAAUAUGAUUACAUUGAUGAGUAAUUACUAGAAUAAUUGUAAGUACCACGUUUAUAAUUUCAUUUAAGCGAAGAUUAUAAUUACUAUUAUGAUGUUUCGCCUAGUGUUGGUGUAUGA